This is a messenger RNA of Acanthoscelides obtectus, 2331 nucleotides long. Lineage: Eukaryota; Metazoa; Arthropoda; Insecta; Coleoptera; Chrysomelidae. The record is from the annotation of a GenBank genome assembly.
UGUUAACACCGCAUAACAUUGACACAAAUAGGUCAUUCUGUUGACAGUCUGUAUUUUGGGUGGAAAUCCUCCCGUGUUUCCAAAUUAUUCGAGGACCUCUUGACUAUCAUUAUUUCUGUGUGGUGGGCCAAAUUCAUUAAUCAGUAUGGAUGACCAAGAGCGAGAACAGCAACGGCCCCAAAGUGGCUUCGAUGAUGAGUUCGGCGAGGGAGGCCUCAAUUUCGACGACAUCGCGGAGGCCGAUAUGCUAGACUUCACCAGAGAAUGCAAGGACAGCCAAACUCUGUUGCUGAAGAACACAUGGUCUUUCCGAUGCUUGGCACAAGUGCAGUUAUCUCACAGUUCUCUUAUGAGGAAUAUAGCGUUUCUUUUUCCGCCAUUGGAGGAUCCUGGGAUUGAUGCGGUCUUUGAUUAUGCCGAACCGGAUCCAACAUAUGAUGAUAUUGGAGUAGAGAAGUACAUUAACCUUUGUAAAGAUCUCGAGAUAGUACCUAUCUCCAGGGUGACCAGAUCCCUCACGUCUCCAAUUUUGAACUUGAAGGGAUUUUUAGUCUUAUGGAUUGAGCGAGAAACAAAUACGAGCAAUAUCAGAGACCCUAAAGGGCAAUGCUUACAUUGAACAUUUGAUACUGCAAGACAACUGGCUGACGCCUGAAAUGACUGACAUGUUGAGCAGCAUGCUGCAAGAAAAUGGAGCAUUGCGGGUUUUGAAUUUGAGAGAAUGUCGGAUUGGGGAAUUAGGUGCUGAAAAAUUGAACGAAGCACUUUCAAGCUCUCAGUUUUUGUCAGAACUAGAUUUGAGUUUCAACAGCCUAGGUGACAAAGGACUGAAACUAAUUCAAGUAGGUCUUUGCGAGACAACAUCUUUGAAGAAGUUAAACAUUAGUCAUAAUGAACUGACUGAAGAGUCGGGAGAGACUUUGGAAAAAAUUCUCGUGGAAAACAAAACUAUAACAGACAUCGAUCUUUCUUGGAAUGGAUUCUACACUCUACCGGGCAACAAGAAAUUGUUCAAUGGUUUUAAAAAUAAUGACAGAAUAAAGUGGUUGAGUUUAGCCUGGAAUGGAAUCAGUACAAAAGGUGCUAUAUCUCCUCUAACCAAAUACUUGAGGACCGCUACAAGCUUAGAAUAUCUGGAUUUAGAUGCUAACAGGCUUUCUCAUGGUCCUUUGAAGAUGUUAAUGAAUGCUGUCAAUAAAAAUCACUCUUUGGUUACCUUAAGAAUAGGAAAUAAUCCAUAUCCUGCGGACGAAGGGCUGAUAUUGUUAAAAAUGUUGGCAUCUAAAGGUAGAGAUCCACUAACGUUCAUGGAUAUGGAGAAUAAGUAUCUGCCUAAAGAAUCUGUACAGAUACUGAAAAGGAUCGAGGACAUGGGAAAGUUUGUGAAAAUUGGUGGAAUCCUAGGAAACUACGUCAUCAAAGGACCCGAUUACACUAAGCUGUUAUUCGAUAGAAUUAGGUUCAUAUUACAGAAACCAAAGAAAAAGAAGGCCAAGAAAGAUUUCGCGCAUUUUGUCUUGGCGUUACCUGAAACACCGAUUACAAAGGCAGAUUUCGAGACUCAACUGAAAAAGAAAAAGUUAAAGAAAAUUAUGAAAGAUAAAGACCUGGUGAAUGAACUAACAAACCAGUUUAUUGUAAAGAAAUCAAAGAUAGAUAGCCUGGAAAUGAUGAGGGUUUAUAAAGAGUAUUAUCCAGAUGCAUCACUGCCCCCGCCUAAGCCAAAGAAAGGCAAAAAAGGUAGAAAAGGAAAGAAGGACAAGAAAGGAGCUGCGGAACCUGACGAACAGCCAGCCGAGCAGAAGCUCGAAGGUGAAGAAGUCACGGUUCGAGAAAGCGAAUAUCAAACUCCUCAGCUAGAAGAUGGUGAAGCUCCUCCUCCGAGACAAAUACAGCGUGCCUCAAAUCAUGGUGAACGUCACUUGGCGUUCCAGAUGGAAGAGAUAAAAACUAUAGAAAUUCCAGCAGAAGAUGAGAUGCCGCCAGAUGAUCAGGAAGUUCGACUCAACAUGCCGACUGAAAUAAUUGAGAAGCCGAUGUUUCCCGAAGGUGAUGAGAACGUCGCAGAACAAUGAGCUUAUAUAGUCAAGAAAAUCAUACUUAGGUGUAACUACUGAUCCAAGCCUGCGGUUCUAUGUCCACACUCAAGCUCUAGUAAAUAAAACAUUCAUCUCUUUGAGAAUAAUUUACAGGAGUCGACAUUUUCUAAGUAUAUAUAUAUAUAUAUAUAUUUUGUACAACACUAUCAUUCUUCCUCAUUUAUUAUUUGUUUCACUGCACUGUGUUUUCAAAAUUACAAAAUAAAGCCAAGAGAAUCAUCUUAAAUAAAAA